CAAUCUUUCAUCAUCAUCUUCAUCAUCUUCUAUCAUCUUCUUCUUCAAUUUCCCUCAAGUUCCCAAAAUGCCCCUCAAAAACCUCCAAAUUCACCAUUCAUACUCUUCCCUCUCAUCUUCAACCCACAUUCAUUUAGCAGAAAAAGCUCUAACCUUCCUCAAACGCCACCCUUACCAUCUCAAUUCCCUCACUACCCAAUUUACCCCUGAAGCAGCUUCAAAUUUACUUCUCAAAACCCAGCAUGACCAAACCCUAAUUCUAAAACUCCUAGAAUGGGCCCAACCCCACCAAUUCUUUAAUUCUCAAUGUAAAUGCAUUGCCCUUCACAUUUUAACCAAAUUCAAGCUUUACAAAACUGCCCAAACCCUAGCUCAGAGCCUAGCUCUUGAAACAGUUGAUGAUAAGGGUAAUUUGGUCUUUCAAUGCCUUAAAGAUACUUACUUUUUAUGCAAUUCAAGCUCUGCUGUUUUUGAUUUAGUGGUAAAAUCUUAUUCCCAUUUGAAUUUUAUUGAUAAGGCUUUAAAUAUUGUUGCUUUAGCUAAAUUUAAUGGAUUUAUGCCUGGUGUUUUGUCUUACAAUGCGAUUUUAGAUUCGAUAAUUCGGUGUAAGAAACCGAUUAGGUUUGCUGAGGAGGUUUACAAGGACAUGAUUGAAAGUGGGGUUUCUUUAAAUGUGUAUAGCUAUAAUAUUUUGAUUCGGGGUUUCUGUAGCGCAGGGAAUUUGGAAACGGGUUUACGGUUGUUUAAGGAAAUGGAGAAGAAGGGAUGUUUGCCUAAUGUGGUUACGUUUAAUACCGUAAUCCAUGGAUAUUGUAAAUUGAAAAGGAUUGAUGAAGCUUUCGGUUUGUUGAGAUCGAUGGGAUUGAAUGGUUUGGAGCCUAAUUUGAUUACGUAUAAUAUGGUUAUUAACGGGUUAUGUAAAGAUGGAAAGAUGAAGGAAACAAUUGAGGUUCUUGUUGAGAUGAGUCGUAAGGGUUACGUUCCUGAUGAAGUGACGUAUAAUACGCUUGUUAAUGGAUAUUGCAAAGAGGGUAAUAUUCACCAAGCUCUUGUUUUGCAUGCAGAGAUGGUGAGGAACGGGUUAUCACCUAAUGUUAUUACGUACACUUCGCUGAUUAGUAGUAUGUGUAAGUCUGGCAAUUUGACUCGAGCAAUGGAGUUUUUUGAUCAGAUGCAUGUUAGAGGGCUUUGUCCAAAUGACAGGACAUACACAACAGUUAUCAAUGGGUUUGCACAACAGGGACUCUUGGACGAGGCUUACCGGGUUUUGGGUGAAAUGAUCCGGAGUGGAUUCUCACCUUCAAUUGUGACGUACAAUGCACUUAUUAAUGGAUAUUGUGUUUUGGGUAGGAUGGACGAGGCUAUAGGACUGUUGCAUGAUAUGGCAGGCAAAGGGGUAUCCCCUGAUGUUGUAAGUUACAGUACUAUCAUAUCUGGAUUUGCUCGUAAUCAAGAAUUGGACAGGGCAUUUCAGAUGAAGGCAGAGAUGGUAAGCAAAGGUGUUCUUGCAGAUUCAGUUACGUAUUCGUCACUUAUUCAAGGUCUAUGUGAACAAAGAAGACUAGAUGAAGCUUGUGAUUUGUUCCAAGAGAUGUUGACAAUGAGGCUCCCCCCUGAUGAAUUUACGUACACAACUUUGAUCUAUGCUUAUUGUAAAGAAGGAGAUUUGAAAAUGGCUUUUCGUUUGCACGACGAAAUGAUACAUAAAGGGUUUCUACCUGAUGCUGUUACUUACAACGUGCUUAUUAAUGGACUUAAUAAACAAGCUCGGACAAAAGAAGCAAAGAGACUUUUGCUUAAGUUGUACUAUGAUGAAUCUAUCCCAUCUGAUAUAACAUACAACACACUGAUAGAAAACUGUUGCAGUAUUGAAUUUAAGAGUGCCGUAGCUCUUGUGAAGGGAUUUUGCAUGAAAGGUUUGAUGGAUGAGGCCGAUCGAGUAUUUGAGUCGAUGAUAAACAAAAAUCAUAAACCAAAUGAAGCCAUUUAUAAUAUUAUUAUACAUGGUCAUUGUAGGGGUGGGAACAUUCAAAAGGCAUAUGAUCUUUACAACGAAAUGGUUCGUUUUGGUUUUGUUCCUCAUACCGUGACUGUUAUUGCUUUGGUAAAAGCAUUAUCCACAGAAGGCAUGAGUGAGGAAUUAAAUCAAGUCAUAGGGGACAUUUUGAGAAGCUGCAAGCUUACCGAAGCUGAGCUUACGAAAGUGCUUGUUGAUAUCAACCAUAAAGAAGGGAACAUGGAUGCAGUUUUAAAUAUGCUUACUGAAAUGGCCGAGGAUGGCCUCAUUCCGAGCAGUGGUCCUCCUCGUAAUGCUAUGGCUAGUGGAUAGUCUGUUUGAUGGAUUAUUCAUUUCCUCUGCUUGCUGAUGUUCUAUGAGUACAUUUGUCCUGUUGAGGCUAUGAUGAAGUGAGCUGAAUUUCAUGCUUCCUCCGCUUUUGCCUUUCUACUACCUCGAGAGUUGAAUGAUGUUUUUCGUCGAAGAGAAAAGAGAAGAAAGAAGGAAGCUAAUUCAAUUUGAAGAAGAUGAAGUUUUUUCUGAAGAGUUGAUUAGUACAUUAGAAGUUAGUGAUGAAGUGUGAAAAGGACAAGAAGUUGCUGUUUAUGUCAUAUAUAAAUCAAAGCUGGUGAAAUUGAAUGACCCAUGACUGUUGAAAAAAUGGCUGCAAUCAACCUUAUGAAGCUGCCAGGUUACUACAGCAUUCACCUGUCUCUACUGUAAGUUCUAAUCCGUGAAGUCUUCAGUCAAGGACACAAGCUUCUGCGUUACUUAAGCCAUGUUCGGACUUGACUUCGAGAUUUGACCUGAGAAAGAAGAGGGCUUUGGUCAUGAAGGGCGUAUGCUGAUAUGAAUGAUUCGGGGGGCAUGAAGGGCGCAUGCUGAUAUAAAUGAUUCCGAGUGCAAAGCAAAUACCACCUUCCAGUACCUGCAAUUUUGCUCUGAAUCCUCCUCUUAUAAGUACCGACAAAGACUUUCAAAGACGAAAGUUCCUCUAGUUCCCAUGCUGUCCAUAAACCGCAAAAGCGAUAUUAUAUUCUUUCAGCAUUUUAUUGUAUACUUUCUAAAGUUGUAUAAUUUGUAAGUCAGCAUCUUGUAACACAAGUCUCUUUUGUUCCAUAUUAAAAUAAGCCAGAAUAUGCUAAGAUUCAGCAAUCAAA
This is a messenger RNA of Mercurialis annua (annual mercury), 3156 nucleotides long. RefSeq names its product pentatricopeptide repeat-containing protein At5g39710. Bases 68 to 2329 code for a protein of 753 amino acids. The transcript is spliced from 3 exons. The record is from RefSeq and is a predicted model, not a curated record. Gene Ontology annotation, molecular function: protein binding. Lineage: Eukaryota; Viridiplantae; Streptophyta; Magnoliopsida; Malpighiales; Euphorbiaceae.